This is a messenger RNA of Coccidioides immitis RS, 897 nucleotides long. RefSeq lists its product as uncharacterized. The coding region runs from base 275 to 478 and encodes 67 amino acids. The transcript is spliced from 3 exons. Lineage: Eukaryota; Fungi; Ascomycota; Eurotiomycetes; Onygenales; Onygenaceae. The record is from RefSeq and is a predicted model, not a curated record.
UUCCACUGUUACCAUGGAGUUAGGCCGGUCACAUCGGGGUGUAAAGUAGUUUUUACUUACGAUUUGAUAUAUGAAGGUCCUAACCACUCUUUCCUUCUCGUUUUGGUCAAAUCCCACUCCGCAAGAUGCCCUACGGUCAUGGUCCCUCCCAUAGGAGAAAGGGUGGAAAGAAGAAGAAACUGAGGAAAACUCAGGUUUCUCGAUAUCCUGUCAUACCAGGUGCCUUAUCUAUCCGUCCAUUGUGAUCACUUGGGUCCAAAGGACAAGCAAAAGAAUGUUUCUGCUGCGCAUCUAUCAUCUAUCACCAUUGACUGAGCCUUCGACUUGGCGCAUGACAAGAUCCUUGAGCGGCUACAUACCAAGGCCAUCGACUUCGUUAGACAAAAUAAUAUCGUCGACGGGACUUCAGGUGACUGCGAUCAAAUCCAGUCUACCACAGAGGUGGUUGGAAUUAAUGUUUGCCGAGAGACAGUCGUAAUCAUUAUUCCCGGGCAAAAAAUUUCGACCCCGGAACUUAGGGGAAUGCCACGUUCAUGACAGCAAGCAGUUUUCCAGCACUCCACUGCUUGCCUCCGUCUGCUGCAGCUUUUGUCUAGGCGAUUCUCUAUUUCAGUUGCGCAGCAAAACGGCUGGGUCAGCCAUGAAGACUACGGGCUGCUUAACUACUAGGAAGUUGGAAAUCUUAGAAGUGCAGAUUUUGGUGCAGAUAGCCGGGAACGAGAAGGCCUGGAAGCAUGCGCGGCCAUUUCGGGAUGCUUGACUGGCGGCAUCCGCCAAGUUUUCAUCAAUAUAUAUUAUCGCAUAACUAACCUACCUCGACGUGGUUCGCUUAAGUCGAAACUAAAGCUCUGCAUAUGGCAACGAUAAUUUCUUUAAUGUUAUUUGCCUUGUGAUCCC